Molecule: messenger RNA, 9471 nt
Organism: Bombus pascuorum
Lineage: Eukaryota; Metazoa; Arthropoda; Insecta; Hymenoptera; Apidae
Gene: tefu
Product: serine-protein kinase ATM
Exons: 18
Coding region: 167-8770 (2867 amino acids)
Biological process (GO): DNA repair
Molecular function (GO): protein binding; protein serine/threonine kinase activity
Source: RefSeq, a predicted model, not a curated record
UUCGGUUAAACAUCAUUUAAUAGCUAAUAUAGUAUUGUCAGUACUAUCACUUGUUAUAUAUACGCAUAUAUAAAAUUUAUAUAUAUACAUACAUAUGUAACUUGACGAAUUUUCUUUUCAGGAGUAUGUAGUAUAAUAUAAGUAAAUAUCAAGAAUUGGAAUAAAAAUGUCAAGAUAUUUGGAAAGAGUACAAGAAAUAUUAAGAAAUGCAGAUAGUAAGAAAGUUGCAAGGAAAAAGAUGUGUGUUCAGGAAUUAUUAGAAUUAUAUGAAAAUGAAGAUGCAAUACUAGAAAUUUGUAAAAGUACAAAGAAAAGAACACAAAGUAUUGUAGAUUGGUCAUAUAUAAUACAUAGUGUCCAUAGGAUAGUAUUAAAUGAAGCAGAUAGACUUGCUAAUAAAGAUUCUUCUAAUAAAGGAGCAAUAACUGAACGAAAUUAUACAUGCAUACUUGUGAAAAAUACAUUUCGACAUGCAAAUUGUCAUAAAGUACCACUUUUAAAAUGUGAAGAUAUAAUGCCUUUAAUUUUACAAAUUUUAGGGACACGUAUAUACGAAUAUUAUCACGAUACUUAUAUAAAUGUGCUAAAUUCUUAUAUACUACCAUUUAGAAUAUAUCAGGUGAACAUGACUCAAGAACAGUGGGAGGAAUUGUUAAAAAUGUGUUUAAAUUUAUAUAAAUGUAUGUCUUCUCCUACAAGUAAAAAAGUUGUUUUAGAUACAUUGCAAAUGAUCAUUGAGUAUGGUUGUUUACAUACAAAUUUAUUUUUAAAUGUAAAAGAAAUACUAUUAUUUUUAGAAAGUAUUUUCCUUGAUACAGAAAGAAAUGGAGAAAUUUUAGCUGAAUCUAGUUACAAAGUUACAUAUACAAUAUGUCAACAAAUUGCAGUAGAAUAUAGAAUUACACUGUGUCAUUUUAGUGAAAAUAUUUUACCGAAUAUAAUCAGAUUGGACAGUUCUGUCGAAAAAUAUAAACUUUUAUUAUUUUUUGUAAAACUUCAUCACCCAAAAGGAGUGUGUAAAACAUGCGAAGGUGCUUAUGCUUAUGAUUGGGGAAAAUGGUACAAUUCUCUUAAAAGUAUGUAUCUAAUGAUUUUGAAAGAUUUUAAAGCUGAUAUACUUUCAAAGAGCUUCCUUUGGUUUGCAAUUGAAGUUUUUAAACAAGUAAUGGAAAAUCCAGAUUUGAUCACUGAAAAAACAUCAUUCAAUAAUUAUGAUUAUAUACAACCAGCAAAACGCAGACGAAUUGCUGUCAAAAUAAAUGGACCGGUUGAUAUGCUUAUUGAUAAUAAUCCAGAAGAAGCUUGGCCCAUGAUACAGGUCUUAACAAUAUUGUUUAAGCAAUAUCCUGAAUGUUUAAAAUCAGAAGAUUUUCCAACAUUUUUAAAAGUUUUAGUGGAUCUUUUUACAUUAUCUCUUAAGAAAGAAAAAAUCAUGAAUAAUUUAUUUGAACUAGCUGCUGUUUUGUUAAUGAAUGAAAAAUUAUGUUCUAUAAUGGAUAUAGAAAAUUCAAAUAUUUAUUGGGACCAAAUAUGGGAUAUUUUAUUAAGAUCAUUAAACAUAAAUCAGAAUGAAAUAUCAACUCAUAAACUCACACAGCUUUUUAUAAUACAUAAUAAAAUAACAAAUCCAAAUGCACUUUUAAAGCUAUAUUUGACAAAUGUCAUUAAAUGGUCUAUUAUGAGUCUUCGUACAUUAAUAGUAAUCUGUGAACAUUUGCCUUUGCCUACUAAUAUGAAAGUAUUUAAUACAAAUGUAUAUUCACCAGCAAUGGAUACAAAUUCUGUUAGGUCAUGUCUUAUAAAAUGGAUAUUAAAUAUUCCUUGGCACGAAGUGGCAACACAGAUAAGAAUUGAUGAACUGUGCUUAUUACUUAUUGGCAUAACAUUAAAGUCAAAACAUCAGAAACAAAUAAAAUUCAAUGAAUAUGAUAUUAAUGACAUAUGUGAUUGUUUAAAAAUUGAACAAAAUACUGAGUCAUUUUAUGAAGACAUCGAACAUUAUUAUUUGUUAUUAAAGUAUAAAAAAAGUGUAUUCACUAAAGAAAAGGUGGAAAAUGCAGAACAAAAGCCAGAAGUAAAUAGAUAUGUACUGUUUAUGGAAGAUAUUAUAACUUAUUUAAUAAACAGUUUACAUGUUAUUAUUGAAGAUGGAAAUAAUGCUCUUCAUAUAAUUAUAAUAAAGAUUGCGGUUGUAGCAAAAGUUUUAUCAAUGAUGAGAGAAUUGAAUAUGGUAUCUAAAAAUAUCGAAGAUUUAUCUUUGAUACAAGCAUUGAAAAAUCAUAUAGACAUUGCUUAUAGUUCAUUGGAAAAAAUAACUAAUCCAUCAAGAAAUAAAUAUAAUUAUUUAUUUAACGUAACAAAAGCACUUAAUACAUUGUAUGGAACAUCAUAUGAUACUGAUAUAGCAAAAAUAAUUGUUACAUCUGCAACAUUCAAAAUGGUAGAAAAGAUAUUUAGUUUAAUGAAUAUUGAGGACAAUGAAAUUUCCGAUUAUAAAACUAAUCGUGAUUAUUAUGAUGGCUAUGAGUCUAGACUAAAUAGACAUAAAUAUUUAGGUAGAGAAGUCGUACAAACAAAGCCGUGUAACUUUUGUGACAAAGGUACAAUAAGGAUACAAACAACAAAAGCUUUAGCAUUAUUCUGUUGUAUAAACUUAAAGGAAAGAAAAUGUGAAAUUCAAAUAAAACUUAUGGAUAACUUGCUUAAAAUUGAUAUGUAUGAUCUUUCACAUACAGUUGAUUUUAUGAUGGCUAUAACAGUUUUAAAAUCUCUAUCAAAAUAUGAUAAAGAAGAAUUAUCGAAAAAUCAUAAUGAACUACCAUUGAAAAAUUUGUUGCAAUUAUAUCACGAAUGCUAUAAAGAUGAAACAAUUACACGUUAUAUAUUAAAUGUUUUACCAUAUUUCUUUAAUUAUGCCUUAGUUUACAAUUACAAGUUAGAUAAUUUAAUGAAUAUUAUUGCUCGAUUUAAUAAGCUGCGAUUUGAAAAAAGAUAUGGUGUCCUUGCUCAUAAACAAUUUAUUACUUGUCUCUCAGAAAUUAUUUAUAUUAGUCCUUCCCAUUUCUGUCAUACUACAUGUCAUACUUUGAACCAAAUGCCAAUAUUUGAAGGAAUUUUAUCAUCCCUUAUUAGUCAUUCAUUUGUUGUACAAGUGCAAAUAAUUAAGUGUAUACAAAAGAUAUAUUCUUUAAAGAAUAUUAAUUUUGAAUGGAAAGAAACAUUAUUUACAAAAAUAGAAAAAUCAAUAAGCAAGUUAACCAUUAACAAUGAAACAGAUGACAAAAUAAAGACAGACGAGAAGGAAAUUACAACAGCAAGUAUUUCACUAAUGCUUGCUGCUAUAAUAUCUACCAAUGGAACAUUUCAAUGUCGUGCAUUAUUAACAAUGUUACAGUUUAGUAUUGACAAAAUGGUAGAAAGUCAAAUAAUUUCAAAAUCAAUAAGUAUUAUAGCAAAUAAAAUCAAUUAUUCAAACAUCAUGGAAGAAAAUUUAAGUUAUUUAAUGACAUACUGGUUUAAUUCAAAAUAUUCAUCACAAUUAUUUCCUUGGAAUUUAACACAAUGUAAAUCAGAAGAACAAUUUUAUAAAAUAUAUAGUAAUACAAUAGCAUUUAUUAAAUUUCAAAAUCUAGAACUUUCUAGUGUCAUUUCCUUUUGCAAUUAUAUUAACUUAUCAUUUAAACAACUCAUUGAAAAUAUUUUUCCACAAAUUGUAUCAUGGCUAUUAUAUUGCAUUAAUGAAAAUAAUGAAAAUAGAUCAAAAACAUUAGUAGGAAAAAUAUUUUAUAAAUUAAAAUCAAAUCAAGACGAAUUUGCUGAAAUGAAGAAGUUCUCUAACUUGUUUAAAGAAAAAUUUGAAGAAAUAUUAAUAUUUCUUAUUGAAAGAUUACAUGAUGAAGAUUAUCUUGAAGAAAUAUUGGGAGAAAGAAUAUCAUUUGCAAUAUCAGAUCCUCCUCAUUUUAAAAACAAAACAAUACUUAUUUGUUUGAAGUACAUAGAAGAAAACUUUAUUAUACCAAAAAUGUCUAUACAAUACUUUUUAGUUUAUAAUUGCCCAAGAGUAUUACAAAAAAUAUUAUCACAUUUAAUUAAUAAUAUCUAUAAAAAGAAAUUUGUGGAACAUAAGAUAAAAGCUUUUCAUCAGUACAUAUUCUUUUGUUCAUUGAUUAUUAAAGAAUUGAAAGAAGAAUAUUUCAAUACAUUGUCUAUGUAUAUCAUAAAAGAUAUUGGUUACAGUUUACUUCACAUAAUUAAAUUAUUUGACGAUACCCUUUGUAAACUAGGAUGUAAAUAUUUUUACAAAUUUAUAAAAUAUGUUUCGUGUGUAAGAGUUGAAGACAUCAAAGAAAUUUUGAAUUUCACUGUCAUAACUUUAAUUCCUAUAGCACAAGCAGGGAAAAUACCUAUAACUCUAGAAAUACUUCGGUUCUUAAUAAUUGAUCAAAAGGAAAUAUUAUCUGAUGCAAUAGAGAAAUUAAAUUCAUUUCCAAAUGUUCCUAUAUUUUUAGAAAUACGAAAGAUACAUAGUGAUUUGAAAUAUAAAGCAAAGGAAAUUUAUAGUUUGGAACAAGAAGUAAAACAUUUUUUGUGUACAGUGACUGAUAAAGAUAUACAUUAUAGCAUAGAAGAUAUUGUUCAUUUACGAAUACAAUUAUCUACAAGAAAAGAAGAAUUACGAGAAAUGUAUGAUAAAGUUGAAACAUUUCAUGGUUUUUUUGAAGAUUGUACCUCAAGCAUAUUGCAUCGAUUGAUAUACAAACUCAUAAAAUUAACAGCAUCAUCUGAUAUAAAUGUCUCAAUUGAAGCUGUAAAAUGUUUAGGCGAAUUAGGACCAACUGAUUUGACAUCAAUGAUAUAUUUUGAAAAAAGUCAUGUUAAAGAAUCUUCUGAUUUAAUAGAAAUAUUAUCAUAUAAAAUAAUAAUAACAAUGGUACAAUUUUUAUUUCAAAGUGAUAUUGAGUUUCGAAAAAUUAGUGCUAAUAUACUGGAUGUUGUACUUUCAUCUUCUUGGGGACAAAAGUUGUUAGAUACUGAAUACAUGAACAAUCUAAGAACUGUUUUGAAUGAAUCACAGACAGUAUUACCUUUAAAUUAUAUUCAGCCAUUUAUAAAGAACAAAAACUCAAAAAUGAGCAACAUUGCUAUAAACUAUACAAAAAUUAAUAAUAUUAUAAAAUCAGAUAAUACCUUUUGGACAACUCUAUCCGAUGGUUCAUAUGCUAGUUGGAUUAUAGUAUUAACAUGUAAUGUUUUAGAGUGUUUUACAGGAUUUUAUUCUGAAAAUUUAAUCCCUAUUUGUACGUUAAGUACUGAUUUUUGUGAAAUAAUUUUACCAAGAAUUAUUUUUUUGGUAAUUCAUAUAGAUAAACGGUUUAUGAGUACCAUAUCUUUGUGUAUUAAUACAUUUUUUGAAUAUCAUUUUGAUUUUACAAUAAAAACAAACAUUCCUUCACAUAAAUUUACAAAUUGUGAUCAUUGUAUUGUACGUUGUAUGUUGAAUAUUGUGAACUACAUUAGAAUGCAAGUUCCAAACAAUGAUUUAGAAUUUAAUUAUAUAUGUAUUGCAAAAGCUGCCAAAUAUUGUUCAGCAUUUUUUACUGCAAUAUUAUAUGCAGAAAUGUCUUGUGAAACUAUUUUAAAUGAUUAUAAUAACUUUACUAAUAUCUCAAAAAUUGAUUAUGUCUAUGAAAAAUCAGCUGAACAAGGGAAAGUAAUACAAAAUAUACUUAGAGAUUCUUACGCUAAGAUAGGUGAUUUUGAUGCAAUUAAUGGCACUGGUUCUUCACAUUUGCAUGAUCAUUCUACUCGUAUUCAACAUUAUAUACAUACCAAUAAAUGGGAUAAAGUAAUGCCUGCACAAGAUGUUGAACUUUCUUCUGGGAAUAUGUCAGUAAUUAAAGAAAUGGCAAAUGGAUUAUAUCAGUCUGGUCUUCAUUAUUUACUUAGUAAUUUUAUAUCUACUAUGUCAAAUAAUGGUGUAAAAAUAGAUGAAGACAUUCAGUAUGAAUGUGCUUGGCGACUUAGCAAUUGGAAUAUUUGUGAGACAAAUCAAGCUUUAUAUCCACAAAAUAACUGUAAUUUAAAAGUAGAAGUAACUGAACAUGAUUAUCACUUUUAUCAUUAUGAAGCAUUAAAAUAUUUUCAUGAAGGUAAUGAGACAGCUAUACAGAAUGCAAUUCAAAAUGCUCGCAUAAAUAUUAUCAAAGCACUUAAGAAUAUUAAUCUAGAAAGUAGUAAAACUAUAUAUGAAAAGUUAAUGCAGUUGCAAUUAAUUAAUGAAAUUGAAGAGUUAAGCUUUGCUAAACAAGGCGAAUAUGAAAAAAUCUUACAUAAAUGGCAACAGCAGGAUAUUGCAAAUUUUAAUGAAUUUCAAUAUAUUGAACCCAUUUUAACUCAAAGAACUGUUAUGUUUCAAAUAAAUGAUACUUUAAUUAAUAACGCAAAUAUUAAAAGUGCGCUUUUUAAUACAUAUUUGCAAAUAUCAAAAAUAGCAGCAGAUAAAGAUAAUUUGCAUAUUGCUACACGUUCAUUAGAUAUCUUAAUAAAACAAAAGGGUAUACCAUCAAAAAUUCAAGAUCAAUUACUUUAUCAAGAAUCUUUAUUAGCACUAGUUAGGAAAGAUUUAGAUGUUGGACGAUUUCUUUUACGUAACUUAAUGCAAAAGGAAACUUUAGAUGCAAAAUUACGAGCACAAAUAUUAAGAGUUUAUGGAGAUUGGAUGGCUGAAACAAAAUCAGAAAAUCCCCAGACUGUGAUAGAAAAAUAUUACUUAAAAUCUAUAGAUAUAAACACAUUAAUUAGUACACAAGAUACUGAUACAAUUAAAGAUUUACAUGACACACAAGUAGCUUUAGCUCGUUUUGCUGAUAAUCAGUAUCAGCAAAUUAGUUCAUAUAUGAAAUCUCCUCAGUUUGAAAAUUUAAAAGAAUGUAUUACAUAUUCCUAUAAAGGAAUUAAUAAACAUUCAAUUAGUGAAGAUAAAGAUAUUAGAAGUGUAAUGAUUUUAAACCAAAGACAAAAUACGAAUGAUGUUGCAGAACUGGAACAUAUACAAAAAGAAAAAGAUAAUUAUUUGAUUUUAGCAUUAAAGUAUUAUUUAAUAGCACUACAGCACAGCGAAAAUUAUAAUUUGUUAAUAUUUAGAAUAAUUGCACUUUGGUUAGACAAUAUAUAUCAAAAGGAAGUUAACGAUUUAUUGCAAGAAAAUCUUAACAGAUUACCAUCUUUCAAAUUUAUUCCACUUGUGCCACAAUUAGCUGCGCACAUGAAUGAUGAAUUUAAUGAGUUUUCUGAAAAAAUAUAUAACAUUAUGCAACGUUGUGCUUUAGAACAUCCACAUCAUACAUUACCAGUUCUGUUAGCAUUAAAAAAUUUAUAUGGUGAUUAUGAUUAUAAUACAACUAGAAAAAGUAGAACUCUAGAACCAAGAGUUCUUGGAACACAAAAAUUGUUACAAGAAAUAAAAGAUUCAGAUAUAAAUUUAAUUAUACAAGAAAUGGAAAAGUUAUCACAUGCUUUAGUUAUGUUGGCGAAUCUUUCAACUACUUCAAAUAAGUCUGGUCAUGAAAUUAAAAUACCAAGAAAUCAAAAAAUUUUAAAGAUUAAAAAUUUUGAAAACAUAUUUGUGCUAACGUUAACAAUUGAUGUACGACCAUCCAGAAAUUAUAACAAUGUGAUUGGCAUUGCUAAAUAUACAGAAUCAUAUGAAACUGUUGGAGGUAUAAAUACUCCAAAAAAAUUAACUUGUAUUGGUACAGAUGGCAUAUAUAGACAUGAAUUAAUAAAGGGAAGAGAUGAUUUACGACAAGAUGCUGUAAUGCAACAAGUGUUUAAUGUAAUGAAUAUAUUGUUAAAAUCUCGUAAAGAUACUAAACGUAGAAAGUUAACAAUUAGAACUUACAAGGUUGUGCCAUUAACGCAAAGAUCAGGAAUACUUGAAUGGUGUGAUAAAACAAUACCUAUCGUAACUAUAUUGGUAGGUUCAGGUACUAUUCAAGGACUUCACGAGAAAUACUAUCCAAAGGAUUAUAAAGCAAAUUAUUGUAGAGACAAACUAGCAGCAGUGGGAAAAUCAUCAACUAAUGUAAAGUUGAAAGUAUUUAUGGAUUGUUGUGCACAUAUGCAUCCAGUGAUGCAUCACUUUUUUAUAGAAAGAUAUCCAUCACCUGAAACGUGGUUUGAACGCAGAUUAGCGUAUACACGCAGUAUAGCAACAACAUCAAUGGCAGGAUAUAUUUUAGGAUUAGGAGAUAGACAUUUAAGUAAUAUCUUAAUUGAUCAAAUAACUGCUGAAGUAAUUCAUAUUGAUUUUGGCAUAGCAUUUGAACAAGGUAAGGUAUUACCAGUUCCUGAAACCAUUCCAUUUCGACUUACACGAAAUAUUGAAGACGGUAUGGGUGUAUCUGGAGUAGAGGGAACAAUGAGACAUUGCUGUGAGAAAACAUUAACCGUAUUACGUGAUCAAAGACAAAUAAUUAUAACACUGCUUCAAGUUCUUUUAUAUGAUCCAUUAUUUAAAUGGACUAUAACGCCCGCUGAAGCACGUGACAUUCAAAGUGGAACUUCAUCAAAAUUAGUCGAAAAUAAUCAGUGUUCUAGAGCAACUAAUAAGACAGCAGAAAGAGCUCUUUUAAGAAUAGAGCAAAAACUACAAGGCACUGAAGAAGGAUUAGCAUCUAGUGUAUCUGGUCAAGUUGAAAGACUUAUACAAGAAGCUCAUGAUCCUAUGAAUCUUUGUCGUUUAUAUUGUGGAUGGCAACCAUACCUAUAAUAUUCCUAUAUUUUAUAAUCUUAAAAAAAAAAAAAAAAAAAAAAAAAAAAAAUGAAAGAUUUUAUCCAAAUGUGAUAUAAGUUUAGAAAUCACUUAUUCCAUAACACUACUUUAAAUGUAUGAUAUUUUUAUUUUAAAUUUAUUUAUUUUAAAUUUUAUACGAAUUAUAAAUAUAAAUAUGUACAUGGUGUUUCUGAAAUAUACAAGCGUGGUGUUUCUACAUACAAAAAUAAAUCGAAAAAAAGACGUUUUUUCAUUUAAAGUUUCACUUAUGAAAAAAAAUGAGUUUUUAAAUCUAUUAAGUACCUAAUUAAUAAAAUAAUUCUUAAAAAGUACUAAUCUUAUUUUUAUUUAUAAAAUUAUUCAAAAUGCAAAUUAAAUACAGAAUAAAGGAAAGUAAUAUCGAUAUCGCGGAAAUAAAAUAACAACAAUAACAGGAAGCAAAUCGUGGUAUUGUCCAUAUUUAAUAAUACAGAAAUAGAAGUUCAUAAUUUGAAAUAUCCAGUUAAUACACGGAUAUCUGAUGGGUUUUCAAACUCAUUUUUCUCAAGAACGAAGUCUUAAACGAAAAAGUGUUCUUUUUUCUUUUUCGACUUAUUUUUGCAUGUAGAAUCACCAUCCGACUGCAUGUACCAUAAUUUCAGAAAUGCUCUGUAUAAGUAACACCACUUAAAAAGAAUAAAAAAUGUAUAUAAAAAGUA